ACGGCCCGCCCUAGUAACGGCCGCAUGGUAACGCGGGCGGAGCGGUCCCCGGCUCCGGCUCUCCCCGCGGCUCGGCUCCCGGCGUGCGCACCAUGAAGAUCGAGGAGGUGAAGAGCACCACCAAGACGCAGCGCAUCGCGUCCCACAGCCACGUGAAGGGGCUGGGGCUGGACGAGAGCGGCCUGGCCAAGCAGGCGGCGUCGGGGCUCGUGGGCCAGGAGAACGCGCGCGAGGCAUGUGGGGUGAUAGUGGAAUUAAUCAAAAGCAAGAAAAUGGCUGGAAGAGCCGUCUUGUUGGCAGGCCCUCCUGGAACCGGCAAGACGGCGCUGGCCCUGGCCAUCGCGCAGGAGCUGGGCAGCAAGGUGCCCUUCUGCCCGAUGGUGGGCAGUGAGGUCUACUCCACCGAGAUCAAGAAGACUGAGGUGCUGAUGGAGAACUUCCGCAGAGCCAUCGGGCUGCGGAUAAAGGAGACCAAGGAGGUGUACGAAGGCGAGGUGACGGAGCUCACGCCGUGUGAGACGGAGAACCCCAUGGGCGGCUACGGCAAGACCAUCAGCCACGUCAUCAUCGGGCUCAAGACGGCCAAGGGCACCAAGCAGCUGAAGUUGGACCCCAGCAUCUUUGAAAGUCUGCAGAAAGAGCGCGUGGAGACAGGAGAUGUGAUUUACAUCGAGGCCAACAGUGGCGCCGUGAAGAGGCAGGGCAGGUGCGACACCUACGCCACCGAGUUCGACCUUGAAGCCGAGGAGUACGUCCCGCUGCCCAAGGGCGACGUGCACAAGAAGAAGGAGAUCAUCCAGGACGUGACCCUGCACGACCUGGACGUGGCCAACGCCCGGCCCCAGGGCGGACAGGACAUCCUGUCCAUGAUGGGCCAGUUGAUGAAGCCGAAGAAGACGGAGAUCACAGAUAAGCUUCGCGGGGAGAUCAACAAGGUGGUGAACAAGUACAUCGACCAGGGCAUCGCCGAGCUGGUCCCGGGCGUGCUGUUCGUGGACGAGGUCCACAUGCUGGACAUCGAGUGCUUCACCUACCUGCACCGCGCCCUGGAGUCCUCCAUCGCGCCCAUCGUCAUCUUCGCGUCCAACCGAGGCAACUGUGUCAUCAGGGGCACCGAGGACAUCACCUCCCCUCACGGCAUCCCGCUGGACCUGCUGGACCGGGUGAUGAUCAUCCGGACGAUGCUGUACACGCCGCAGGAGAUGAAGCAGAUCAUUAAGAUCCGAGCGCAGACGGAGGGGAUCAACAUCAGCGAGGAGGCGCUCAACCACCUGGGCGAGAUCGGCACCAAGACCACCCUGCGGUACUCGGUGCAGCUGCUCACGCCGGCCAACCUCCUCGCCAAGAUCAACGGCAAGGACAGCAUCGAGAAGGAGCACGUGGAGGAGAUCAGCGAGCUCUUCUACGACGCCAAGUCCUCGGCCAAGAUCCUGGCCGACCAGCAGGACAAGUACAUGAAGUGAGCGGCCCGCGCGCGCGGCGCCGCGGGGACAGACUGGGCCCGGCCCGGCCCGCCUUGGCCGUGAGCACCGCUCCUCUCCGGGGCGCCCCGAAGGAGCACCGCCUCGCCGGCCGCGCUCGCUAAUAAAUCCUCUCCGGUUAUUUUCACGACA
Sorex araneus (European shrew) is the source of this 1613-nucleotide messenger RNA. It is a transcript of the gene RUVBL1, whose product is annotated as RuvB like AAA ATPase 1. The record is from RefSeq and is a predicted model, not a curated record. Lineage: Eukaryota; Metazoa; Chordata; Mammalia; Eulipotyphla; Soricidae. The transcript has 11 exons. Gene Ontology annotation, molecular function: ATP hydrolysis activity; ATP binding; DNA helicase activity. Gene Ontology annotation, biological process: box C/D snoRNP assembly; regulation of transcription by RNA polymerase II; chromatin remodeling. Bases 93 to 1463 code for a protein of 456 amino acids. Gene Ontology annotation, cellular component: Swr1 complex; R2TP complex; NuA4 histone acetyltransferase complex.